ACUUAAAUCGUUUGUCUUUAUCUCCCAUCUUUUUAGAGGGGAUAAAGAAAACCAAAAACAAAAGGUCAGGAGGAGGAGAAGAAAAAAAAACUCGGAGAAGAUUUUCUCUCUCGAGGUGGUAAUUCAUGGCGGCUGCGCCUCGGCUCUGUAUCAUCUUCCUCACUCUUCUCCUUUCUCUGAUCCGGUUCGGUUGAUGGGUUUACCUUUCUUGGAUGCAGUACGUAGAGGAAACUGUAGGGAGGAAAAUGAUUUCAACAGCCACAAAGGAACCUGAAGAAGAUGGUCAUUUGCUGACGUCUUUGAACAAAGAGCAAGAUGAUGAAAUCGACGACCCUUCUUUAUACAUGUAUUUCACCAUUGAUGACCUCGAAAAACCGAAGACACUGCCGGUUUACUUCUACAAAAACAACCUCCGAACCCUUCCCCCACUUCUGUCCAAAGAAGAAGCCGAUCUGAUUCCUUUUUCGAAAAGAAACCUCCCGUUCUUGCUCGAUUACUUCUCCAUCUCCAGGGAAUCUCCACAGGGCAAAGCCAUGAAGGAGACGUUAGGAUACUGUGACGCGAAAACCAUGGAAGGCGAGGUCAAGUUUUGCGCAACCUCAUUAGAAUCCAUGGUGGAUCUGGUCAAAGAAACGUUAGGUUACGAUACGAGGCUAAGGGUUUUGACAACGAGAGUCAUUUCGCCCGAAAACGCAACCUACGCUCUGCGGAACUACACAUUCGAGGAGGCUCCUAAGGAGCUUCUCGGGGUCAAGAUGUUGGGAUGCCACCGGAUGCCAUACCCUUUCGUCGUGUACUACUGCCACGGCCACAGGGGCGGGAGUAGGGUCUUCGAGGUCGAUCUGGUGACCGAACUUGGGCAGCGGGUCAUGGGACCCGCAGUCUGUCACAUGGACACAUCGACGUGGGACGAGGACCACGUGGCGUUUAAGGUGUUGAAGAUGAAGCCUAGGUCCGCACCGGUUUGCCAUUUCUUCCCACUUGAUAACAUUGUGUGGGUUGCAGUGUGAAAUUCAGGACUUUGGGUCCGGUUUUGUAAUUUUCAAAAGAUAAAGAGGGGGAGUCUUUCUA
Molecule: messenger RNA, 1071 nt
Organism: Tarenaya hassleriana
Lineage: Eukaryota; Viridiplantae; Streptophyta; Magnoliopsida; Brassicales; Cleomaceae
Product: BURP domain protein USPL1-like
Exons: 2
Coding region: 213-1010 (265 amino acids)
Source: RefSeq, a predicted model, not a curated record